ACGGCAGACGGCCGCCAUCCGCACACUUGCAAACGACUGGUCACUUUUGAGGCAACCACCAUCUUUUUCUAUCUGCUAUGUAACCCACCAUCAUGGUUCAUCGACCCCUCCAUCUCUGGACUGUCGUGUACAACAUUUGAGGCUGCGGAUGCACUGUUGCAUACUAAUUCAGCAAGGACAGAAAAAAACCUGUUCACGCAUAUGCAUCCUGCUUUCGGGAGAUUGCGACUAAUAUACGCAGAUGUUGGAUUCAAUUGA
Messenger RNA from Pyricularia grisea, 258 nucleotides. RefSeq lists its product as uncharacterized. The record is from RefSeq and is a predicted model, not a curated record. The annotation marks the transcript as partial. The transcript has 2 exons. NCBI's taxonomy places the organism in Eukaryota, Fungi, Ascomycota, Sordariomycetes, Magnaporthales, Pyriculariaceae.